UUCGUUCACUACACACCUUGCCAAAGCAAGAACCCCACGAGACCCAGAGUGAAGGAUAGAGCUGGGAACAUAAUCCAAGAAAAACACCAAGAUGAAAGCGACCUGCUUUGCUGCUUCUCCUUCUUCUUGUCUCACUGCCACCACCUCGUUCUCGCCGUUGAUUUUCCGGGAACAUCUGGCCUCAAGAUGUCCUUUGGCGUCGGUUUCGAUCAAGAAUCGGCGGAGUUGGAUGGGUGGCUUCAAUCCCAAGAGUUCAAACACCACUCGUCCCAAGGCAGCCUUGAGAAGUGACUUGGAAGCAGCUGGAAUUCCGGCUUCGGUGCCGGUGCGGGUAGCCCACGAGCUCCUUCAGGCCGGACACCACUAUUUAGAUGUCAGGACUCCUGAAGAAUUCAGUGCCGGUCAUGCAUCUGGAGCUAUCAACAUCCCUUACAUGUACAGAGUUGGAUCAGGGAUGACAAAGAAUGCGAGCUUUAUCAAGGAAGUCUCGGCGCAAUUUAGAAAGGAUGACGAAAUUAUCAUUGGAUGCCAGCUUGGGAAACGAUCAAUGAUGGCCGCAAAAGAUCUACUUGCUGCAGGUUUUAGCGCCGUUAUAGACAUAGCCGGUGGCUACGCCGCCUGGACACAAAAUGGGCUCCCCACAGACCUGUGAACGUGCUCGCGUCUUCUUAGGGAUGAGGCGUGAGGGCGAUUGGAAUUCGCCGUCGAAGAAGCAGAGUAGGCUCUGCAUCAGCUUAGAUCUCAUUGACGGCUGAAGAUGCCACGCGCAUCGUCAAUGUGCUAGAGAUAUCGCUCAUCCCAAUGUCGAAGCACACUCAUAAGCAUGUGCAGCGAACAAUGUAACUUGAGUUCGACAUUAUACAGGAAUAACUCUUGGAUUAUAAGAGACUCUAUACGAA
Molecule: messenger RNA, 899 nt
Organism: Eucalyptus grandis
Lineage: Eukaryota; Viridiplantae; Streptophyta; Magnoliopsida; Myrtales; Myrtaceae
Product: thiosulfate sulfurtransferase 16, chloroplastic
Exons: 7
Coding region: 92-652 (186 amino acids)
Source: RefSeq, a predicted model, not a curated record